Molecule: messenger RNA, 1962 nt
Organism: Eupeodes corollae
Lineage: Eukaryota; Metazoa; Arthropoda; Insecta; Diptera; Syrphidae
Exons: 2
Coding region: 1-1962 (653 amino acids)
Source: RefSeq, a predicted model, not a curated record
AUGAAAAGAAUUCUCAGAGUGGUCCUGGUUUGGACAGUUCUAUUAAAUAUUCAACCAGCAGUUUGUAUUGUGAAUAGAAAAAGAAAUAAUUCCACCACAAGUCGACCUCAGUUCUAUCCGAGUCCUGAGACUUAUAAAAGGAAAUCUUAUUUGCAGCCCAAUCGACCCUUAUGGGUGUUGGAGGAUAAAUUUAAUCAUCCUGGAGAUAUAAAUGUGCCGUAUCAUCAACAAAAACCAAUUGUAAAUCUGAAAAACACAAAGAGGUUUAUCACUCCAUCAGAAAGUUCUCCAUGGAAGCUUCCAAAUCAUUACAUCAAUAUAAUUCCAUUUUCUGUAACAAAACCACCAGCUGCAAAGUCAAGACUGCGAAAGCAAAAACAUCACUCGAGAAACAAAAACCAAAGGAUAUUCCCAGUAUUCGAUGAUUAUGGAUCAGAAUCUGAUCCAAUUUUGAUUUACCGGGGACCCAAGGCAAAGAUGAUCUUCAACACAAUGAUGUCGGGAAAGAAAUACCCGAUGAAGGAGCCAGUUCCUGGUCAGGUGUUGUAUCCACCUUAUUCGCCGAAGUUUAAACCUACUCCCGUUGUGGAAAGAGUUCCAUCAGAAAAUUAUGAGAAGCCUCCGUUGGCAUUCCACAAUUUGACAUUGAUUCCAUUUUACACCCAUGAGGCAGCUGUCGAUCCAAGAUUGGGUUUAUUCGAUUCAUCGUCCUCAGUUGAAUACAAUGAUAAAGUGGAUAAAACCGAUGCCAUCGAAGAAGUCCAGCCGAUAAGGGAAAAUGAAGAUUGUCAUAAUUGUUACCAUUCGUUUUAUUCACAAAAUGAUGUUCACUCCAAAUAUUGGUCACUACCUUUCAUCACUCCAAGUCCAGAAUCAACUACACCAAUGACAUUGCGUAAACAAAUUGAAGUUCCAAAUGAAAUCCACACGAAUCAUCGGUUCGAAGAAACAACCUCUCCGAAUGAGCCAUAUCGAAUAAUUCAAGGCAAUGAGAUUCAAGAUCGAUCGAUUGCUCCAAAAAAACGCUACCGAUCAGUUUUAUCAGCAAAGUAUGGUGGAUUUAAAACUGUUUAUCCUAUUUACACCUUAAAUAAACUUCUUAGGUAUAAACCCUUUAAGAAACAUAGAGCAGAUGAUUUGACAGGAGAUACGAGGAAAUCAUCGUCAACAUCAGCGGCAUCAAUUGGAGCACCCGAAGAGACUUGGUUAAUUUGGAAUUCAAGUGAACCACCUGUCAAACACAUUCCUCUUGGAUACUUUAGAACGUACACCUAUCAGCCGGUCGGAGCUGUUUCGCCACUUUCGUUUUCGAUUCUUGGAACUUCAGUUAACCCAUUCAAUUGGCCUUCAAGAGUUCCAUCAGCCCCCAUACUCACCGGACCUAGAUAUGAUAUAAUACCGAAAUCAACCACAACUGAACAAAGUAAACCACCAACUCCCGCACCUACGACGACCACAACAACAACAACUACGACUACAAGUACUGAACCACCAUCACCACCACCACCUCCAAUUCUUCUAAAACAACAACAACAACAACAACAACAAUUUUCUCAAGAACCUGUACCAAUUCCAUUGAUUAAUUCUCAAAAUUCCUUAAACAGUGGAACACGGUAUUUAGAUGCAUUUUCACAACAACAGCAAUAUUACGGAGGAUUGUAUAAUCGACGUAGUCUGCCAUACUUUCAACAACCACCAAACUUUAUAAGGCCCUAUCCUUAUCCGGAUUACUCGGGCUUGGGGCCAAAUCAAAAAAAUCCAAAUGUACAAUUUGUGCCAUGCAUGUGUCCGAUUAACUUGGCACAAAUGCCAAAUGAUUUAGCUGAAACAAGAAACAUUCCGGAUGGUGAAGAAAUGACAAUUCCCAAAUCGACUGACAGUCCAAAUGAAGAUGAAAAUAGUGUUGAUGAUGUUGUGGUUGAUAGAGAAAGAGACGAAGAUCUAGAUAAGAAACCUUUAUGA